This is a messenger RNA of Punica granatum (pomegranate), 2847 nucleotides long. NCBI's taxonomy places the organism in Eukaryota, Viridiplantae, Streptophyta, Magnoliopsida, Myrtales, Lythraceae. The record is from RefSeq and is a predicted model, not a curated record.
UCAGACCAGCCAGGCCCCAAACUCCCAUGAAACUAUACUUUUUCACACACACUCUCCCUCAAAAGCCUCCACAAGAACUCUUUCACUUCCCGAUACCGUCCCCAUAUGUCUCCGGCUCCGUCCACCGGCAGCCUUUCUAGCUAGUUAGCUGAAUCCCGAUAUCAGAGACGAGAUGAGAGCUGGGGGCAGCUGCACCCUCCAGCAGGCCCUAACCCCCGAGGCUGCCGCCUUGAUCAAGCAGUCCGUGACCUUGGCCAAGCGGCGUGGCCAUGUCCAGGUCAGCCCUCUCCACGUGGCAGCCACUAUGCUCACUGCCUCCACCGGCCUUCUCAGGGCCGCCUGCCUCCGCUCCCACUCCCACCCUCUCCAGUGCAAGGCCUUGGAGCUGUGCUUCAACGUGGCCCUUAACCGCCUCCCCGCUGCUGCUUCCGGCCCCAUGUUUGGGAUUCAUGGUGCUGGCAACUCUCACCACCACCACGUCCCAUCUAUCUCGAAUGCACUCAUAGCUGCCUUCAAGCGGGCCCAGGCUCACCAGCGACGAGGCUCAAUCGAAAGCAACCAGUCCCUCCUAGCUGUCAAGAUCGAGAUGGACCAGCUCGUUAUCUCAAUCCUUGAUGAUCCUAGCGUGAGCCGAGUCAUGAGGGAAGCAGGCUUCUCUAGCUCCCAAGUGAAAAACAACGUUGAACGCGCCGUCUUAUUGGAGAAAUCCCCAAGUAGUCCUGCCAGCUCGGUGCAUGAUACCACCGAUACCGGUUCAAUGGACGCCAAUAUUAACAGUUCACAGUCUAACACUCCUUGCCUACCUCCCUCGAGCGAAAAUGGAUCCAAACAAGAUCAUUCAAGUAUGCCAUCUCGGGUUACCGAAGAGGAUGUGAUACACGUGAUGAAGUCCCUGAGGGAAAAAAGGAGGAAAAGCAUCGUGAUCGUUGGAGAGUGCACUGACACUAUCGAGGGGGUAAUUCGAGGAUUGACGGACACGAUAAGGAACGAAUCUUCAUCGAACGAUGUUGCUCGAUCUUUCAAAGGAGUGAAAUUCGUAAACCUUUCACUUCCUUCUUUCGAGCAUCUCUCUAGAGAAGUUGUUGAGCAGAAGCUUGGAGAUCUCAGGGCCCAUUUGAGAAGUUAUCAGAUGCUGAUGGGCGAUGACAACAUUAAUAAUGGAGUAGUACUGUUCCUGGGUGAUCUAAGAUGGGUUGCUGAAAAUCGGGCUAAUGCCGUGGUCGAGCACUUGGUAACAGAGUUCGGGAAAUUAAUCUUCGGAGUUGGAGAGGAUGAAAAGGUUUGGGUUAUGGGAAUGGCCACUCUUCAGAGUUACAUGAGAUGCAAAAGAGGAUACCCAUCGCUGGAGAGCGUUUGGCGUCUUCAUCCUGUUGCUGUUCCCGUGGGAAGCUUAAGCUUCAGUCUCAUUGCCGACAGUGAUGUCGAGAGUGGUUGUGCUUCGAUGAAGACAGGUGAAACUGGCGCAUCAUCGAGCGGUUGGCUCCAACCUCUCGGAGUAGGGAACCAGCAGCUGAACGAGCAUCUCAGUUGCUGUGUCCACUGUUAUUCAGAAUUUGAGAAGGAAGCUCGAAGCUUGCGAAACAGUUCAGCUAAUGGCAAUGGCAAUUCUACCAGUUCAGCUUCAAGCCUACCGCCAUGGCUUCAGCAGUACAAGGAUGAGAAGAAUGUAUCUGUUUCCCGCAAUGAUGAUGAUCGGGAUUAUGCUAGGGACCUAUGGAGAAAAUGGAAUUCGAUCUGUAGUUCAAUCCAUGGACAACUCCAAUCAUCUGAAAGAUUCCCGAAGUUCUCUUCCCUGCCACCUUCUCCGUCUUCUUCAGGUUUUCCAUAUGAACCAUCUAACCCUAAUCAGAUUAGGGCAGGCCAUGCUGCCUGGGAUAUCGACCAAUCGGGGAAUGUGAAUCUUGAACCCCAUCUAUCUCGCCAUAGUUCUCUUCCCAAUUCGGGUUCUUCAAGUGAUGAUGUCAUGGAGAUAGAGUACUUGCAAAGAUUCAAGGAGCUAAAUGCGAAGAAUAUGAAGCUCUUAAUCAGUGAGUUGGAGGAUAAAAUCCCGUGGCAGAAAGAUGUCAUUCCCGAGAUCGCGACCACGAUAUUGAGAUGUCGAUCCGGGAUGAUAAAGAGGAAAGGAAACGUAAAAGAAGACGGUAGCCAAGGUAAAAAUGAAACGUGGUUCCUCUUUCAAGGUGCUGACAGGGAAGGUAAAGAGAAGGCGGCUAGGGAACUUUCUCGGCUCAUAUUCGGUUCGUACGAUAGCCUCGUCUCCAUUUCACUCGGCAGACAGUCACGAGAUGAAAAGAGUUGCAAUGGCUUCGGGGAAUUUGCCGAAGCUGUGAGUGAUAAUCCCCACAGGGUCUUCGCCAUUGAAGAUAUUGCAGAAUCUGAUCGUAAUUGUCGAGCCUGUUUCAAGAAAGCGAUGGAAAGAGGGAAGCUCGACAAAUCCUUAGGAUACGAAGUUGAUCUAAAAGACGCAAUCAUCAUCCUAAGCAGUUCUGGGAGUUUGAUGUCGAGAUUGAGAGAGGGCUCUCCUACCAAACCGAGCUCGGGAGAUGAAGAACAAGAGACAAACCCUAGCUUGUCCCUCGACUUGAACAUCUCCAUCACCCACGGCAGUAGCGGGAAUGAUCACGGUCAUGCAAACGACAUCGAAUUCACUGAAUGUGUCGACAAGCUGGUCGUUUUCGAAAUUCAAGAGUUGUAGCAUAGUGAAUACUCUCAAAUGGGUUGUUUGUAUGAGCGAGAAUCAAUUUACAUGUAGACAUUAACAGACUACGGAUCAGUUUAAUCCCUACAGUUUCACUAUCCACACAGCUGAUGGCUUUAUCUCGUAAAUGGAUCUAUUUAUUGUAUUCA